AUGAAAAAAUUAUAUAUAAUUCUUACUGAUGGAACCUACUGUUAUGGUAGAUAUGUGAUUAAAAGAAACGGCAUUAAACAAAUCAAGUCAAUUUCUAAUGGAACUGAAAUACUGAACUUAGACAGCACAUUUUGGCAUUACUUAUUCAAGGAAUUAGUUAUUAGCUGUCUAUAUAGACAAUGUUUUAUUUCACAUUGGACUUUAGUAAAUAAUAAUGGUAUCAUUUUCAAACUUCAACCAACUAGUUAUGAUUUAAUUGACUAUAAUUGGAAUGAAAGGAUCUUCCUUUUAGUGAGAGAAAGAUGUGAACUAGAUCAUGCACUAUCUUGGUUAUCAACAUUAGGAGGUGCCUUUUCUGCUCUAGGUGAUUAUUUUGCAAAUUGUGCAGAAACAGCAGGAAAAAUAUCCUUUCAUCAACUAAAGUUGGCCCUAAGGUUAGGAGAUCCUAGUAUUGCAUCUAGAUGUCGACUGUAUCUAAGUUUAAGCUUCAUUCAAAAGAAGAGAUAUAAAUUAGCAAGGAGAAUUAUAGAAACAGAGUACCAAAUAGCUAAGAGGACUAGUAUAGUGGACCCUAGACUUAUUAACAUGUGCAGAGGUAUUUGGUCAAAGUUACAAUAUGAACAUUUGGUUUAUAAAAACAGAAAGAAAGAAAUUGUUUAG
Molecule: messenger RNA, 660 nt
Organism: Diabrotica balteata
Lineage: Eukaryota; Metazoa; Arthropoda; Insecta; Coleoptera; Chrysomelidae
Source: the annotation of a GenBank genome assembly